Stegastes partitus (bicolor damselfish) is the source of this 2828-nucleotide messenger RNA. Its product is annotated as protein FAM184A-like. The coding region runs from base 1 to 2796 and encodes 931 amino acids. The record is from RefSeq and is a predicted model, not a curated record. The transcript is spliced from 21 exons. Lineage: Eukaryota; Metazoa; Chordata; Actinopteri; Pomacentridae.
AUGGCGGCGGGGGCGGGAUGGCAGCCGCCGUUCAGCGGCUCCGUUGCGGGAAAACACAGUCCGCCGUCCGGAUGCUUCUACGGCGGCGGGACGCUGGAGUACACCCAGGAGCUGCACCUGAAGAUGAGCAAGAAGAUCGCUCAGCUGACCAAGGUGAUUUACGCCCUCAACACCAAGAACGACGAGCACGAAGAAGAAAUCGAGUCCCUGAAAGAAGCCCACGAGGACGAGGUCCAGCACAUCGUGACGGAAACCAGAGACAAGAUCAUGCAGUACAAGAGCAAAAUGGCGGACGAGGCGGACCUGAGGCGGCGGCUGGCCAGUCUGGAGGAAUCUGUCGAGCUCCACGAGCACAUGAAGAGACAGGCUUUGGCGGAGUUCGAGAUGUACCGACAGAGGAUGGAGGAUUCGCAGCUCUGCACCGAGGCCCAGCACACGCAGAGAGUGGUUUCAAUGAGCAGAGAGGUGGAGGAGAUGCGUCGGGAUUUUGAGGAGAAGCUGCGGUCGUUCAGCCAGGCUCAAGCCCAGUUUGAGGCCGAUAAGCGGCGAGCGCUGGAGGAGCUGAGGGCCGCCCACCGCCAGGAGGUGGAGGAACUGCUCAACAACCAGCAGAACCAAAGCGCCUCCUCCACGGAAGACCAGGAGAAGCUGGCCGAGCUUCAUAGACAAGAGGUGGAGGCGCUGAUGGAGCGGGUGGAGGAGCUGAGCAAAGACAAGGUCCGCCUGGUGGAGGAGUACGAGGCCAAGCUGGGCAAGGCUCAGGAGUAUUACGAGAGAGAGCUGGAGGCCAUGAGGAGGACUCACCAGCUCACCACCGAGAACCUGCUGGCCUGGAAGAGGACCGAGGUGGAGCUCCGUAAAGAGUUCCAGGCUCAGGAGGCAGCGCUGCAGCGUUCGCUGUCCAAGCUGAGGAGCGAGCUGCAGAAAGCUCAGGAGGAGGCCAGAGAGAAUCGAGACAAGACCAACCGGCUGCAGACGUCGCUGGCCAACGCCGAGGGGACCAUCAAGAACCUGCACAAGCAGCUGGAGGAGGCCAUCCAGGACGGGGAGAUCUGGGUGAUGCAGCUGAAGGACACCGAGUACGAGCUGGAGGGCAGCAGGGAGCGAGUGCAGCAGCAGGCCACGGAGAUCCUCCACAAAGCCAGUAAGAGCAGCUUCUGCCUGUUCCUCCAGCACCAGAAAAUGAGUCAGGAGUUUGAGAUCAAGCGUCUGUCGCUGGAGGAGCAGCGGGAUCGACUCCAGCAGCAGCUGGACAACCUGAAGGAGGAGCUUUCGGCCAAACUCAACAUGGCCAAUCAGGAGGUGUCCCACCUCCAGGAGCUGGUCAGAGAAGGAGAACAGAACAUGGGCUCGGCUCAGACUCAGAUCAGCUGCCUGAAGGAGACGCAGGAGAAACUCAAGAUCGAGCUCGACGCCACCAGAGCCCGAGUCCGAGAGACCAGCAACCUGCUGACCGACCUCCAGGAAGAGAUCGAGACCCAGAAGCAGCAGCACGAAGCUCGAGUGAUGUCCAUCAGAACCGAGGAGAAGCAGAAGAUGGACAAGAUGGCCGACGACCUGGACCAGAAGUGGAGGGAUGCGCUCCGGGAGGAAGUGCGUCUGUUGAAGGAGGAGCUGAACGAAGAGUACGAAGUGGACAAACAGGCGUCGCUGACUCAGCUGUCGCAGCAGAAAGAGCUGGAGAUGAUGGCGGCCAGAGAGGGCUGGCAGAGGAAGGUGGAAGACCUGCUGGAACAGAUCUCUCUGCUGAAGCAGUCCCUGGAGCUGCAGCUGUCUCAGUCCCAGUCGGCGCUGCAGCAGCUGCAGUCCCAGUUCAACCAGGAGAGGGAGCUGCUGAGCCAGCAGCUCAAAGAGAUGCAGCGGGAACAUCAGAGGAGGGAGCAUCGGCUGCAGGAGGCCCACUGCUGCGCCCUCAGCACCAUGGAGGAGGCCCGGCAGCACCAGAUCAGGGCGCUGGAGGAGCGUCUGAAGCAGGAGCAGAGGGAGGAGGUCCACGCCCUGAAGGAGGCCCACCGGAGGACCCUGGACAUCCUCCGGCAGCAGUCGGACCAGGAGCUGCAGACGCUGCGCUUCGAGCUGGAGGACGAAGGCAAAGCAAAGCUCGCUUCUCUGCGUGCGGAGCUGAACCACCUCCACGCCACAGCCAUAGAGCACCUGAAGCAGAUCCACCUGAAGGACCACACCUCCGUCAAGCGGGACCUGGAGAACGCCAUGGAGCACAGCCACCAGCAGGAACAAGAGCUCCUGGUUCGCAUCUCGGACCUCCAGAGCGAGGUGUGUUCCCGUAGCAACCGCAUCACCGACCUGGACCACGAGAUCCACUCGCUGAACGAGACCAUCGACACUCUGACCAGGGAGCUGGAGCUGAAGGGCAAAGAGGUGCUGAGGGUUCGGAGCGAGGCCAACCAUCAGAUCAGAGCCCACGAACAAGACCUCACGAAGAGACACGAGAGGGACCUGGGGGAGCUGAGCGCCGUCCACCACCGGGAGACGCAGAUCAUGCUGGCCGACUUCAACAAGGCCCAGGAGGUCCUGAAGGACAAGAUCUCCGCCCUGCAGAUCCUGCUGGAGGGGACGGAGGAGAAGCUGAGGAACCGGGAGAGCCGACCGGAAGAUCUGCAUCUGAUCGCCGAGCUCCGGGAGAUGGUGACCGAGAGGGAGGCUCUGGUCAAGAAGCUGGUGGACGACAAGAAGUUCUACCAGCUGGAGUUGGUCAACAGAGAGACGGGCUUCAACAAGGUCUUCAACUCCAGCGCCAACGUGGGCGUCAUCAACCCUCUGAUCAAGCCUUCCUGAAGCCGACGCCGCGCCGCCGGCGGACCCUCGUG